CCAAUGCAUAUCAGCAUAGAGAUAAUAUAUAAAGAGGGCAAAAUUGAUGAUCAAGAGAGAUAUUAUACUCAAGAAAUAAUAACAUAAUAAACAGAGAGACAGAAAAGAAAAAUUAAUUGUGUUUGAAAAUGGUUUUUGCAAAAAUAAUUUUGUUACUGUGUGUUGUGUUAAUUGGUAGUGUAAUUGAUGCUCAUAGACCUCCUGCCACUUACAUGGUUGGUGAUGGCUUCGGCUGGAGUCUAACCAUUGACAUGCAAUCCUGGGCCGAUGGCAAGACAUUUUAUGCUGGUGAUUUUCUUGUGUUCAAGUAUGAUUAUCAAUUAUACGAUGUGGUGGUGGAUGAUAGAGAAGGAUUUAAUUCAUGCACAGUUUCAGGCAAUUCCACAACUUAUGAGUCAGGAAAUGAUAAAAUCCAACUUAUUUUUGGGCAAAAUUUAUUUAUUUGUAGUGACUCUGUGGAUUGUCAAGCCGGAAUGAAGCUGGAAAUCAAUGCAAAAGCGACACCACCACUACAGUAGUCUUCAGUAUUCUUUAAGGUUUAUUACUUCUAAAUUCAGUAUGUUAGGCAUUUACUGAAAAUGCAAUAAUAUAAUUAUGUUUGUUUUUUUUAUUAAAUGGAGGUUAUCUUUCAAGAAUAUUUAAGAUUUUUUCCAAGCGUGGUCGA
Molecule: messenger RNA, 664 nt
Organism: Mercurialis annua (annual mercury)
Lineage: Eukaryota; Viridiplantae; Streptophyta; Magnoliopsida; Malpighiales; Euphorbiaceae
Product: basic blue protein-like
Exons: 2
Coding region: 129-518 (129 amino acids)
Cellular component (GO): plasma membrane
Molecular function (GO): electron transfer activity
Source: RefSeq, a predicted model, not a curated record